UUCUGCUGCAUAAAUCUAUAGAAAUAUAAUCUUGUCGAUAAGCAUCGUGAAGCGGUCUUCUACCGAAGGUGUACAUGAAGGGACGUAGGCCUAUUGUGGCCUUAUUGUGCAUAUAACACCAAAACUAACUUGUUGUGGGCGGAUGAAGAGGAUAUUACAUACUCAUUUCAAGCAUUAAAUGAUGUAAAGGGUAGGUGAGAAAACUCGCUAGUCUUGCACCUUAUAGUAGUUGAGCAAGAGGAGACUGGAAGAUGACCGUAUGGAAUUAAUUCAUACACCUAACCGAACCGUUUCUACCAGCCCCCCAUAUAUACAUUCCUAUAAUACAUCCAUCUCUGACUUGCUAGAAUGGUAGUACCACGAGCUUGCCAUCACAACCAAUGAACCAACCGUUCUUUUCUCUGCUAAAAUAAUAAUUUUUGAAAAUUAUUUUUAAUGGUUUGUACAUUGAAGGAAAUACCACUUUUGACUUUGUGUGAAAUCAUAAAUGUUAUACAUGAAUACUGAUUUGUUAACUUAAAGUACAUUUUUGAGUCGAGAAAAGAAAAUAGCGACCAGUGCAUCCUAUAUAUAGAUGUAAAUUUUAUAUCUAUUCAUCCUAAGCUUUAUAAAUUUCUUAUAAAUUUUUAGUAUUAAGAAAAAUGUUGAUGCGAUCAAUAAGAGAAUAAGAGAUUUUGGAUAAGUAAAGCGUCAUAUUUACAUCCUACAUAUAGGCGUAUGGGUAGCGUUGCUCUUUGAGUUAACCUAUGGGCUAUGGCCUUACUUGAAAAAGGAAAAAAUAAAAAUAAAAAAAAUCCGUCACUCUCACUUGAAUGCGUUUUCCCUCAAAGACUUCAUUAACUCUUGCCACUUCAAUUGUGUAACAUCAUAUUCUUCACACCAAACACAAACCCAAGUGAGCUCUUUCUGAAUAAACAAACCACCUUCAAUGGUCGCACAAAUGUGGAAAGCACUUCCCACAUGCGCAGCAGAGGAGCCAGGAAAUUCAAUGAAUACUUAGUGCUCUCUGCAACACAAGCUCGCUCUAUGGAGCAGCAGUGCAAAAAAUAUGGCAGGUGGCGGAUUUGCUGCUGAAUUCCCCGCCUCCGAUUACGGCGGAUCUCUAACGACCUCUGUUAUCGUCACCUGCAUCAUGGCGGCCUCCGGCGGCCUUAUUUUUGGCUACGACAUCGGGAUCUCAGGGGGUGUGACGACCAUGGAAUCAUUUCUGAGAUCCUUCUUUCCCAGCGUUUUGAAGAAGAUGGCAGAAGCCAAGCAGGACGACGAAUACUGCAUGUAUGACAGCCAGGCGCUAACGGCAUUCACAUCGUCGCUGUACGUCGCCGGGCUGGCUGCAUCGCUGGCCGCAGGCCGCCUCACAAAAGCCGUCGGCCGCCAGACGAUCAUGCUCCUCGGCGGGGCCCUGUUCUUCACUGGCGCCACCGUCAAUGCCUCCGCCGCCAAUGUCGAGAUGCUCAUCCUCGGUCGGAUUCUCCUUGGGUUCGGUGUCGGAUUCACCAACCAGGCUGCUCCGGUGUAUCUGGCGGAGGUGUCGCCGGCGCGGUGGCGCGGUGCCUUCACGACAGGCUUCCAAUUCUUCAUCGGCGUCGGCGUCGUCGCCGCCAACCUCACCAACUACGGCGCGGCCCGCCUUCGCAGCUGGGGGUGGCGCCUCUCCCUCGGCCUCGCAGCCGCCCCCGCCUGCGUCUUCAUCCUCGGCGCCCUCCUCAUCCCCGACACCCCCAGCAGCCUCCUCCACCGCGGCAUGCCCAUCGACACCGCCCGCGCCGCCCUCCGCCGCCUCCGCGGUUCCUCCGCCGACGUCGACGCCGAGCUCAACGACAUCGCGCGCGCCGCCGAGGACGCGCGCCGGAACGAGGAGGGGGCGUUCGCGAGGAUGGUGCUGGGGCGGCGGUACCGGCCGCAGCUGGCGAUGGCGGUGGCAAUUCCGCUGUUCCAGCAGCUGACGGGGGUGACGGUGGUGGCGUUCUUCGCGCCGGUGCUGUUCCGGACGGUGGGAUUCGGGAGUGACGGGGCGUUGGUCGGGGCCGUUAUUUUGGGAUGCGUGAACUUGGCCUCGAUCCUCGUGUCCGCGUUCACGGUCGACCGGCUCGGCCGCAGGAAGCUGUUUAUAGUCGGUGGGGCCCAGAUGAUCAUUUGCCAGGUACUGCAGUGCUACACAACAGCCACAGGAACACUUGUAUUUGCUAAUACAUCUUUUAUUUAUGCAAGAGAAGGUGGCGGUGGCUUGGAUAAUGGGGGCGAAAAUCGGCGCCGAUGGCGAGGCGGCAAUGCCGAAAGGGUACGCAGCGGCCGUGCUGGUGCUGAUGUGCGCCUUCUCUGCCGGGUUCGGGUUGUCAUGGGGGCCGCUGAGCUGGAUCAUCCCGGGGGAGAUCUUCCCCGUGGAGGUCCGGUCGGCGGGGCAGGCGAUCAGCGUGGCCGUCAACCUCGGCUGCACCUUCGUCCAGACGCAGCUCUUCCUCGCCAUGCUCUGCCGGUUCAAGUUUGCCACCUUUGCAUACUUCGCCGCCUGGGUCGUGGUCAUGACCGCCUUCGUCGCCGCCUUCCUCCCCGAGACCAAAGGGGUGCCCCUCGAGUCCAUGGCCUCGGUGUGGGAGCAUCACUGGUACUGGGCUCGGUUCAUCGCCGAUGACAAUCGUGCCGACAAUUCAAAAGUGAAUAUUAACAUCCGUUAGAUUCUCUUAUAUCUAAAAGUGAAAGCGGUCAUGCAACAUUAGUUCCCAGCUUCAAAUU
Molecule: messenger RNA, 2733 nt
Organism: Ananas comosus (pineapple)
Lineage: Eukaryota; Viridiplantae; Streptophyta; Magnoliopsida; Poales; Bromeliaceae
Product: sugar transport protein 5-like
Exons: 3
Coding region: 1049-2632 (527 amino acids)
Biological process (GO): monosaccharide transmembrane transport
Cellular component (GO): membrane
Molecular function (GO): monosaccharide transmembrane transporter activity
Source: RefSeq, a predicted model, not a curated record